AUGGCAGGACCGGGCGUGGGUGGCACAGCGUCGGGCCUGCCGCAGUGCAUUGGAACAACAAAGGAGGGCAACGUGAAGCUCACCGUACACGUCAAGCCCAACGCCAAGAUAUCAGCCGUCACAGACAUGUCCAGCGAGGCCAUUGGAGUGGCGCUGGCAGCUCCUCCGAGAGACGGCGAAGCCAACGCAGAGCUGGUGGACUUCAUGGCAGGGGUGUUGGAGGCGAGGAAGAAACAGGUGGAGCUGGUGAGCGGCUCAAAGUCGCGGGACAAGGUGCUGCUGGUCACUGCCAUGACGCCCGAGCAGGUGCACGAGAAGCUACGACGGCACCUCGACAUCGCCGAUGAGUGA
Acanthamoeba castellanii str. Neff is the source of this 351-nucleotide messenger RNA. RefSeq lists its product as uncharacterized. NCBI's taxonomy places the organism in Eukaryota, Discosea, Longamoebia, Acanthamoebidae. The transcript is spliced from 3 exons. Gene Ontology annotation, cellular component: cytoplasm. The coding region runs from base 1 to 351 and encodes 116 amino acids. The record is from RefSeq and is a predicted model, not a curated record.